Portunus trituberculatus (swimming crab) is the source of this 1336-nucleotide messenger RNA. Its product is annotated as astacin-like. The record is from RefSeq and is a predicted model, not a curated record. Gene Ontology annotation, molecular function: metalloendopeptidase activity; zinc ion binding. NCBI's taxonomy places the organism in Eukaryota, Metazoa, Arthropoda, Malacostraca, Decapoda, Portunidae. The coding region runs from base 16 to 951 and encodes 311 amino acids. Gene Ontology annotation, biological process: proteolysis. The transcript is spliced from 7 exons.
AAUUAAGAAAACUUUAUGCCACAGGGAUACGCAGGGAUCACACAACAUCUCACAGCGACAGAUACACCUCUUGGUGAGUUUCGCAAGCAUCAAGGGCACUGCAAGUAUAUAAUAAAUAAAGAGAUAGAAUUUGUCAUGACUCCAGUGAGCAUCGCCGACUACGUGCCUUUCCUCGUCUCUUCACCCAGCAUGAUGCUUCGUCUUGUACUUAUGGCAGCGGCGGUGGCGACGGUGAUGGCCUCGCCCGCCAUCCCACUGGCAGCCAAGGCGAUGUACAACCCGUACCUCUUCCAAGGUGACAUAAUGGGCAUCGCUGGACAGGAGCCUGGGAACGAGAGGGCGGCCAUCCUGGGACCUCAGUACCUGUGGUCCGGCGGCGUGGUGCCCUACGUCUUCGGCAGCUCCAUCACUCAACAUCAGAGAAACAUAAUUGUUCAGGGUAUGAUUGACUUCCAUGCCAAGACCUGCAUCAGAUUUGUCGAGAGAACCGCACAGCGUGACUACAUCGAGAUUGUCUCAGAUUACCAAGGGUGCUGGUCCUACGUGGGCAAGGUCGGAGGUAAUCAGUACCUCUCUCUUGAAGCCAACGGCUGCAUCGCGGUGGGAAUAGCCAUCCACGAGCUGAUGCACGCUGUUGGCUUCUACCACGAGCACACACGCAAUGAUCGCGACAAUUACGUCACCAUUCACUACGAAAACAUCAUUCCAGGUAUGGAGUCCCAGUUCAAUAAGGACAGCUACUAUCAGUACGUGGGCGAGGGUUACAACUACGCCAGCAUCAUGCACUAUGGCAUGUACACCUUCUCCAAAGAGUGGGGUGUGAAGAAGACAGUCGAGCCCAAGGACCCCAACGUGGUGCUGUAUGAACCCUGGGAGAAGUACGAGAUGAAACAGAGUGACGCCAACCAGAUCAACAACCUGUAUGCCACCGAGUGUGCCCGCCGCCACUAAGAGUUAGAAGCAAUAAACUCGGGAAAUGCUCGCUUCCGCUGAAAUUAACUUUCCAUCAUAUCUAAAGUUUGCUGUUUUUGUUUAAUUUUCUAUAGUUUCCCACGAUGACGAAUUUGGAUAAUUUACAAACGCAUUGUUCAGAUUUUCUUUACCUUCUUAGUUCCUCAACACAAUUUUCAUUCAUCUAUUAUAUUUUAAUUUUUCUCCUAGGACAUUUGAUGUAACUACUAACUUUUUAAGUAGGUAUGUGUAAUUUUUUCACAUGUAUAAAAAAAGAUAUUCAUUCCUUGCAUAUUUUUUAUGCAUGAUUGUGACGAGUUACAAAAGAACUGUGAAGAUGUUAGCUUAAUUCAGCUGCAAUAGAAGAAAUAAAUCAUUGUUAAUA